GCCCUUGUGAUGAUGAUGGGUGUGUUCAGCAGGAUGCUGAGUCUCUAUAACCUUGCACUCAGAGGUCUCCAGAUGCAGUCAGAUUGCUCCUGAGAUCUUUCACUGAAGAAUAAAGCAGCAGCAGGCAGGCCAAAGUUCACAGUACACAGGAUUUUAUAUGGAUACUUCAUCCACACACGUUGUGGAGGAAACCAGUUAUAUGAGAAGCGGAGAGGAAGACGAGGAGGAAGAUGAAGGGGGAGAUGAGGAAGAUGGGGAGGCUGAUGGGGAUGAAGAAGAUAAAAAGGAGGAAAAAGUUGAAUUAGCCGUCCAGAAGCAACAAAGCUCACCCUGGGCUCCGUGGUUCUUCUGUAGAGCGACUAAAGAGGUGCACUAUUAUGUCGGGCAGGAGAUCGUGAUCACGGAAGGUCUUGACUCCUAUGCAGGCAUGAUAUGGCCGGGGGCUCUGGCUCUCUGUCACUACCUGGACACUCAUCGUGAACAGUUGAGUCUUGUGGACAAGGCAGUCCUGGAGAUUGGGGCAGGAACUGGCCUCGUAUCUAUUGUAGCAGCGUUCCUUGGUGGCUGGGUGACAGCCACAGAUCUUCCAGUGGUCCUGAACAACCUGAGGGUCAACCUGUCCAGGAACACCAGGGGCCUCUGCAGACACACACCCCAGGUGGCAGCUCUCACCUGGGGCUACGACCUGGAGAGCACCUACCCUACAUCUGUAUACCGCUACGAUUACGUGCUGGCAGCCGAUGUGGUCUACUGUCACGACUUCCUGGAAGAGCUCCUGUUCACCAUGAAGCAUUUCUGCAAACCAGGAACGACUUUGAUCUGGGCCAACAAGGUCCGGUUUGAGUCUGAUCUGACAUUCAUGGAGAACUUUAAAAAGGCUUUUCACACAAACCUGCUGGUUGAAGAUGGAGAGAUGAAGAUCUUCAUGGCAACAUGUAGAGAAGAAGAAGGAGAAGGUGAUGUGGGGCUGGAAGAUCUGCUGAGAGAGGAGGAGGAAGGAAAGACGGAGGAGGCCGAGGCUGAGGAUGAGGAUGGGGAUGUAGAUGAGGAUGAUGAUGACGAUGACGGUGAGAAGAGCAAAGAAGCGCUUGUGGAGGAACAAUUUGUCGAUGAAGGAAAGAUUAAAGGAAACAAAAAUGAUAACGAUGUAACAGGGGAACCUCACAUGUCAGAGCCUGAAAGAGGGGAUGAUAAGGAAGAAACAAACAAGCAUGAGUCUGAUGAAGAGAUGGAGGAGGUAAUGGUCCUCAAAGAUGAUGACUGUAAAGAGGAUGAGAAGGAUAAACCAGAUGAUUCAAGUAGUAGCACCACACCCAGUAAAGCAGAGGUUACAGGACAGGCAUACAUCAAUCAACCAGCUAUGCCGCAGGGCAGAACACCAGGCUGCAUUAGCAUGAGCAUUGGUAAAGAUAUAUACCACUUCGUAGGGCAGGAUAUUGUCAUUCAUGAGUCCAUAGACUCCUAUGGAGCAGUGAUGUGGCCAGGAGCGGUGGCUCUGUGCUCCUUUCUGGACAACAACAGGGAGAUGGUGAACCUGCAGGAAAAGGAGGUGCUGGAGCUGGGAGCAGGAACAGGACUGGUAACCAUUGUGGCCAGUCUGCUGGGAGCUUCAGUCACAGCUACAGACUUACCCGAGGUGUUGGGUAACCUCCGGGCCAAUGUGACGAGGAACACCAGGGGGAGAUGCAGGCACACGCCCCAGGUGGGAGCUCUCACCUGGGGCUACGACCUGGAGAACACCUACCCUGCAUCUGUGCAUCACUACGAUUACGUGCUGGCAGCCGAUGUGGUCUACCAUCACGACUUCCUGGAAGAGCUCCUGUUCACCAUGAAGCAUUUCUGCAAACCAGGAACAACUGUGAUCUGGGCCAACAAGGUCCGGUUUGAGUCUGAUCUGACAUUCACGGAGAACUUUAAAAAGGCUUUUCACACAAACCUGCUGCUUGAAGAUGAAGCGAUGAAGAUCUUCAUGGCAACAAGUAGAGAGUGAGCGGCAGAAAAGAUAUGAAUGGGUUACUCAACGGCCCUACUGGGUACAGGCCCCGGGCCCCCCUAAGUCAGAGCCUCUGCUUAAAGUGACUGUUGGGAAUUAAUGUUACUCUUUGGGAAGUCAAGAUUAUUCAUCCCUACCAUCACUUGUUUUUGCUCCUAAUCCCAAUCCAAGUCAUUUAAGUUAUUUAGAGUAUGUGCCAGUAGGAUAUCUUUUUGUUUUUUGUUCAAAUUUAAUACAGCAGUGCAGUACAUUUUUCAGCUACAGUAAAAUUAGUAAAAUUAGUUAAGCAAUUUAAAUGUUUGACAGUAGAAUAGCUCAGCUUUAAGAAAAGUCUACCUGAAUCAAAUGUUUUCUUUGAUGAGGCAGUUUUAAAAAUGUUUUUACUUUACUUAUAUCUAAUAUCAGUAGAAAAGAAUGUUAGUUUGAACCUGCAGUGGUAUGAAGUUGGGGUGCAGGUUUACACAGCCUCUCUUCAUAUCCAGCAAGAACAAAAUACUUUCAUUUCAGGUACAAUAUUUAAGUUUUCUACAUAACAAAAUGUUAUGAUUAACCUGGAAAAUAUAAUUUUGAUGCCAAACAGUCACAUUUCUGUCCAUUGGUGGUCUAGUGGGUUCAGUUGCUGCUACGUAGAAAGGAGGGCCUUUUAACAGUGAGCACCUAGGGGCCGAUUUGUCCAUGAGAAGAGGGUGUGGUUCACAACAGUUCAUGUACGUAAAGAUUUCAAACAUAAUAUGCCAAUAUGUAUCAUACUUUCACUUACACCCUACACAGGCAUUUUGUUGUAUUUUAAAAUCCUGUAUUUAAGUCUUGCUCCAAAAGUUGCCCUCAAUAGUUAGCCUGAAAAGGUCAAACCUGUGCUACACAAAGGUUCAAGAUUAGUUCAUUAGAAUCACAUCAAUUAUCUCAGUCUGGACGUGAAACAAUUAGUCGAUUCAUUGACUGACAGUGCAAUUUUAGUAAUUUUUCAAGAAUGCCAAAACAUUUGGUGGUUCCAGCUUCCAGCAAAGGUGAGGUUUUAAUGCUUUUCUUUGUCAUAUAUGAUAGCAACCCAAAUAUCUUUAGAGUUUGGAAUGUUUUGGGACAAAACAAGCAAUUUCAAUAUGUUAUGCUGGGCUGUGGGACACUUCACUUUGACAUUUUAAAGGAAAAACUUAAUUAAAAUUUAAUGAAUUGGGAAAAUCUGGAGAUGGACUGAAAGAAAAUAAUAGUUAGUUGAGGCCCUUUUUCGGUGUGUCUGGAUCAGUUAUUUUGGCAUGUGAACUGUACGUUUCUUUUUACAUUUCUAUGAAUACAUAAAAAAAAACAAAAAACACCUUUAUCUCAUUA
Messenger RNA from Micropterus salmoides (largemouth bass), 3319 nucleotides. RefSeq names its product protein-lysine methyltransferase METTL21C. The coding region runs from base 158 to 1990 and encodes 610 amino acids. The record is from RefSeq and is a predicted model, not a curated record. Gene Ontology annotation, biological process: peptidyl-lysine methylation. Lineage: Eukaryota; Metazoa; Chordata; Actinopteri; Centrarchiformes; Centrarchidae. The transcript is spliced from 8 exons. Gene Ontology annotation, cellular component: cytoplasm; cytosol. Gene Ontology annotation, molecular function: protein-lysine N-methyltransferase activity.